AUGGUAUCUAAGAGAGGGGUCAAAAAAAAUACUACCAAAAAUUCUGGAAAGAAAAAUAAUAAAAGUCAAGAAAAUGAAGAAACUGCCGAAGCUGACAGUCCUGAAUUAAAUGCCCAAACUGAACAAAGCGAUAAAAAUGGCCAAAAUGGCCAAAAUGACCAAAAUAAUAUUUUACUAAUUGGUGAUGAUAACUUAUCAUUUUCUCAGUUUAUUAUUGAGGCAUAUCCAGUCUCAAAUCUGUAUAUUGCAAGCACACUUACUGAGCUUGAAAUUAAUUAUAUGAUUCGAGAUUUGGAAAUGAAAAAAAAAAUAAGAGAAAAAAAUGAACAUAUAGAAAAAUUAAAUGAAAAUUCAAGGACAAACUUAGAUGCAGAAAUAAUAGACAAAGAAAAAAAUGAACCUUUUUAUUAUACUAAAAAAUUUAAAGAAAAAUAUGCAAAUAAAAAUAUUCAUCUUAUUUUUAAUACAAACUUAUUUAUUCUAAAAUCAUAUUUUCCUACUAACUUUUUUCAUACCAUAUUUUUGAUUUUGCCUGGAAUGUGCUAUAACAUAAAAGAGAAGGGGCUUAUAUAUAGUGACCAAAUAACUACACUCAGAUUAUAUUAUUUUAUUAUUUCAAUUAUAAUCGAAGUUAUAAAUGUAUCCAUAAAAAAUGUACAGGUUCAUAUAUUAUGGACAACGGAGAAACUUAAAAAUUUAGUGGAAAAUAAUAAUAUUGCCAAAUCUGAAAUAAAUAAAGAAGAUGACGAAAAAAAUAGUAUAACUAAUACUUUAGCAUCUCUUAAAAAUCUAGUUUGCAAUAUCGAUUCUGAAAAUGUGAAUCAAAUUUCAGAGGAAAGGGACCCAACUCAAUCAAAUAAGGAUAUUGAGCAUUCUGAAAAAUUUUAUGAGGAAGAUGCAGAUGGUAACGAAGUGGGUGCCAACGAAGUGGGUGUAAAUGGCGACGAAGUAGAUGUGGAUGCCAACGAAGUAGAUGUAGACGUAGAUGCAGAUGCAGAUGUAAAUGGUAACGAAGUAGAUGCAGAUGUAGAUGUGAAUGGUAAUGAAAUAGAUGCAGAUGUAAAUGGUAAUGAAAUAGAUGCCGAUGCAGAUGGUAACGAAAUAGAUGCAUAUGCAGAUGUAAAUGGCAACGAAGUAGAUGCAUAUGCAGAUGCAGGUGCAGGUGCAGAUGGCAACGAAGUUGAUAUAAAAUUGUCAAACGAUCCUAACAUUUGCUUGGACCAGGAGAACAUCGAUGCAGAAAAUGGCCAAGAAGAACAGCCACAAAAAGCGGGAAAGGCAGACGAAUCUGAUUGGGUCGAAGAAUCGGAUGAAGCAGAAAAUUUUGAUGAUGAGGAUAAGAAUGAAAUUCUCGAUAUCUUCAAUCUGAAAAAUAAUAUUAUCACAAAAACUGUUUCAGAAUUAAACGAAAUGGAACAAACUGAAAAUGAUCAAAUAAUUUAUUUUGUUGAAAAUAAAAUUCAAGGAAAUCCACUGAUUGCAAACAUGUGGAAAUUCCCUCUUCUUUAUGAAAUAGAUUUGGACAAACUUAUGCGGUUAUUCAACUUUGAGUCUGAAUCAAGUGGAGAUGUAAAUAAAGGCGAGCCAAAUGUAGAAGCAGAUAAAGGAGAGCCAAAUGUAGAAGCAGAUAAAGAAGAGCCAAAUGCAGAAGCAGAUGCAGACGAACCAAAUGCAGAAGCAGAUGCAGACGAACCAAAUGUAGAAGUAGAUCUCAAAAUAAAUAUUGAUCCGAAUGAACUAAGCAAUAAAUUUGUUCCUAUCAUAUACGGAAAACAUUUUAUAUAUAACAACUUUUUGAGUAAGUGUAAAUUUUAUUCAUUUAUUUUAAAAAAAAAAAAAAAAAUAUUAAUACCAGAAGAGUUAGCCAUUUUAAUGCAAAAUAAUAUAAUAGGAGAAAAUUAUAAUAUAGAAACUUAUAAAGAUUUAAAAAAUAUAUAUUAUUGUAUUUUUAAAGAGAUUGAAAAAACAUAUAAAACAGUAAAAGAUCAAGUACAUCACAUUUCAAAUAUACGAUACAAAUUAUAUUUAAAUAGAAAUAAACAAGAGAAUCAAAAUAAUAAUAUUAUAAAACAAUAUAUGCCAUUUCAUGUUUUUCAAAAUAAUUUAAAUAUGAAAAUAAAACAUAAAAUAAUUUUGGACGAAUUAUGGAAAAAAAUUUUUACUCCUAUUAAUUUUGGUCGUGCAAAUGAAGAUAUAAAUAAAUAUUUUGAAUUUUUUGUUUUUUCAAAAUUUCCAAAAAAUAGAACAAUUCACAAAAUAAAUAAAUUAUAUCUUAAAUUAAACGUAAGUAGAAGAGCAUAUACUGAUAAUAAUGCUAAAUAUAGUUACACACAAAAUUAUAAAAAUAAUUAUCAUCUUAUUAAUGAUAAUAAAAAUAAACCACCUUUGCUUCCAACGCCAGGAAAAGAUAUGUAUAAAAAUUCGAAUCAUGAUAAAUACAAAUAUAAUGUUUCUAAUAGUUUUAAAAAAAUAAAUAAUGUUUAUAAAAAUACAUCUUCUUAUAAUACUAGUGGUGUAUAUAAUAAAAUGUACAGACAUGAUAAAUCUCGAAACAUUUCAAAUAAUUAUGAAAAUAAAAGAGAACUUAAAAAUAAAACUUAUGGCCGUUCAGGUGAAAAUACACACAGAUCAAUACGAUCAAACAACAUUAACUCUCAAAAUCAUAACAAUAGUUUUAAUAGCUAUAAUAGAAAUAACCAUGACAAUGGGUCAUACAAUAAUAUUAUGAACAAGUCAUAUAACCAUAGCCAUAACCAUGGUCAUAAUCAUGGCCAUAAUAAUCGCGGAACUAGCCAUAACCAUAGUCAUAACAUGAUAAGCUAUAAUAAUAAAACAUCUCGAAAUAACAUGCACAAGUCAGGUGAUAUUCGAAAAGAUUUAAAAAGUAUCGAUGGACGAAGUGAUACAAGAGGAGGAGGUGGAAGAAGCCAAGCAAGAAGUGAUUUUUAUAAUAAUCAUAGAUAUGAUAAUAAAAAUAUAAAAAGAAGAAGAGAUGAUUCAUAUGAAACGAGGCAAGAUGAAGAUAAUGAAAAUUAUUUAAAUAGAAGAUAUGAUAAAAAAAUAAGGAAUAAUGAUUAUGAUAUGAAAUCUCGAAUAUAUGAUGAAAAAAAUCAAAAAAAAUAUUCCAGAAAUAAUACAGAAAUGCAAGAUCCAUAUGCAUCUACAAAAGAUUCAAAUAAAUAUUACGACAUAUCAAACAAUGAAAAAAAUUCUGAAAAAAAAAACUGGAAAUUUCCACCACCACCACCAAAUAUUCCUCCUUUAUAUGAUUCUCAAUCACAAAAAAGGAACAGCACCUUUUAUCAUGGAAGUGACGAUUAUUAG
This is a messenger RNA of Plasmodium yoelii, 3324 nucleotides long. Its product is annotated as conserved Plasmodium protein, unknown function. Lineage: Eukaryota; Apicomplexa; Aconoidasida; Haemosporida; Plasmodiidae. The record is from RefSeq and is a predicted model, not a curated record. The coding region runs from base 1 to 3324 and encodes 1107 amino acids. The transcript has 3 exons.